Molecule: messenger RNA, 990 nt
Organism: Acanthosepion pharaonis
Lineage: Eukaryota; Metazoa; Mollusca; Cephalopoda; Sepiida; Sepiidae
Source: the annotation of a GenBank genome assembly
AUGUUUUUUUCUUCUUCCGUUCCUUCUUUCUGUGUAUUUUCUUACACUAUAUUGCAUAUAUCUGAGCAUAUCUACUUCCUUUCCACAACAUAUAUUGUUACACUCUUUCUUUCUUUCUUUCUUUCUUUCUUUCUUUCUUUCUUUCUUUCUUUCUUUCUUUCUUUCUUUCUUAAUUUGCUCCUAUCUAUCUAUUUAUCAGCUUACUUCUUUGGUAUCUUUCUUUUAAAGGCUAUUGCCAUUUUCUAUCUAUCUAUCUAUCUAUCUAUCUAUCUAUCUAUCUAUCUAUCUAUCUAUCUAUUUCUUUUUAAGCUUAUUUUCACUUUUCUAUCGAUUUAUCUAUCAAUCUAUCUGCCUGUCUCUCUGUGUCUUUCUUUGCUUUUUAAUCUUAUUUUCACUUUUCUAUCUAUCUAUCUAUCUAUAUGUUGCUAUUGUCGUUUUUCUAUCUAUCUAUCUAUCUAUCUAUCUAUCUAUCUAUCUAUCUGUCUGUUUGCCUGUCUGUUUUCUUUCUCUUUCUUUUGUUACUUUAUAAGCUUAUUAUCACUUAUCUAUCUAUCUAUUUGUCUGUCUGUCUGCUUUCUCUUUCUUUGUUUCUUUUUAAGCUUAUUUUCACUUUUCUAUCUAUUUAUGUAUCAAUCAAUCUAUCUAUCUGCCUGUCUCUUUAGGUCUUUCUUUCUUUUUAAGUCUAUUUUCACUUUUCUAUCUAUCUAUCUAUCUAUCUAUCUAUCUAUCUAUAUGUCGGUCUAUCAACUUACAUCUUUGGCUUCUUUCUUUCUUUCUUUUAAAAGCUAUUGUCGUUUUUCUAUCUAUCUCUCCAUCUAUCUAUCUAUCUAUCUGUUUGCCUGUCUGUUUUCUUUCUCUUUCUUUUGUUUCUUUAUAAGCUUAUUUUCACUUAUCUAUCUAUCUAUCUAUCUAUCUAUCUAUCUAUCUAUCUAUCUAUCUACCUAUCUAUCUAUCUGGCCCUUUCUUCCUUUAUUUAUUCCUUUCUUUUAA